AUGGAGAAUUGGGAAAUCGAGCCGGGCUCCCGCAUCCCGCCUAUCAAAGUCUACCCGGACAAAUACGCGGGACAAGUGGUGCUGAUCACAGGUGCCGCACAGGGGAUCGGGGAAGUGGCUUCGAAGCUGUUUGUGCGUCAGGGCGCCACAGUGAUUAUGGUUGAUGUUCAAGAGGACAAACUCCAGCAGGUCGCCGCGAAGAUCGACGCAGCCCAAUACGGCGCAGAGCUAGCAAGCUCUCCGGCAGAGAAACUGGAAGGGAAGGCGGAAAUCCGGGUCUGCAAUGCCGCCGACGAAGCCAGCGUCAACUCGAUGGUGGACGACGUGGUCCGGACUCAUGGUAAGAUUGACGUCCUCAUCCAGCUCGCGGCCGUAUACCCUUUCAUCCCCAUUGUGGGCCACCCCGGUGACAGUUUCAAGAAGGUCAUGGACGUCAACGUCAUGGCGUGUUUCUACCUGACCAAGGCCGUGCUGCCGCACAUGCAAGAGGCUGGGUACGGACGAAUCAUCAACACCUCGUCGGGGACCUUGCAACUCCCAGACCCAGGUCUCUCGGCGUAUGUGACUUCAAAGGCGGCGGUGAUGGGAUUUACACGUUCCACCGCCGUCGAGGCCGGGCCCGGGGUGACGGCGAACAUUAUCUUACCCGGGUUGAUCAGGACGCCGGCGGUGUGGAAGCUCCAUGGCCGGGAGGACGGAUCGCAUCCGUUGUUUGAUCGGUUGCUGCAAAAGCAGUGUGUGAAACGUAAUGGGAGGCCCGAGGAUAUUGCGUAUACGAUAAAUUUCAUUGCCAGUCCAGAGGCGCAGUUUAUUACGGGUCAGAUAUUUGAUUGUGGUGGUGGGGCAACGUUCCAUUGA
Exophiala aquamarina CBS 119918 is the source of this 858-nucleotide messenger RNA. RefSeq lists its product as uncharacterized. Lineage: Eukaryota; Fungi; Ascomycota; Eurotiomycetes; Chaetothyriales; Herpotrichiellaceae. Gene Ontology annotation, molecular function: oxidoreductase activity. The coding region runs from base 1 to 858 and encodes 285 amino acids. The record is from RefSeq and is a predicted model, not a curated record. The transcript has a single exon.